This is a messenger RNA of Oryza brachyantha (malo sina), 1038 nucleotides long. Its product is annotated as tobamovirus multiplication protein 3-like. NCBI's taxonomy places the organism in Eukaryota, Viridiplantae, Streptophyta, Magnoliopsida, Poales, Poaceae. The record is from RefSeq and is a predicted model, not a curated record. The transcript is spliced from 8 exons. Bases 179 to 1033 code for a protein of 284 amino acids.
CCAACCUGUGCUCCCCUGUUCGAGCGAAGAACGAAAGCGACACACGCCGUUCAUAUAAAUCCGCGCCGUCGCCACGGAAUCUCGCAAAAAGAAAUAAAAAAAAGCUCGCAAAAUUUCUACUCGGAGAAGAGGGUCCCCUUUGCCUUCUCCGAGGGAUCUCCUCGCCCGGCCGGCGGCGAUGGCGGCCGCCGCGCCGUUGCCGGUGGCCGUAGCGGGGUGGUGGGAUCUCGUGAACGGCUCGACGGCGUGGCAGGACGGGAUCUUCUUCUCCCUCGCCGUUCUCUACGGCCUCAUCGCCGCCUCCUCCUUCAUUCAAGUUGUCAGGAUACGAUACAGAGUUCCUGAAUAUGGAUGGACAACACAAAAGGUCUUUCAGUUACUUAAUUUCAUUGUGAAUGGAGCGAGGUGUUCUAUCUUUGCAUUCCGCCGCCAAGUCCAACAAGUGAACCCUGAGAUCUUCCAGCAUGUUAUUCUUGAUCUUCCGGGGCUUGCAUUCUUCACAACGUAUGCAAUGUUGGCACUUUUCUGGGCUGAGAUAUCUUAUCAAGCACGUGGUUUAGAGACUGAAGGGCUUAGAUCAGGUUUCUACACUAUUAAUGGUGUAAUAUAUGCGAUACAGAUUCUGCUGUGGUUGUUGUUGUGGUAUAAUCCAAACCCAUCUAUGAUAGUCCUCUCGAAGUUAUUCAUUGCAGGCCUGUCCUUUUCUGCAGCCUUGGGUUUUCUGCUAUAUGGAGGGAGGCUUUUCUUCAUGCUGAAACGUUUCCCUAUUGAGUCAAAAGGGAGGCAGAAAAAGCUGAGGGAAGUUGGCAGAGUUGCCACUAUAUGCUUCUUUUGUUUCUUGGCACGCUGCAUUAUGAUGUGUUCUAAUGCAUUUGACAAAGAAGCUGACCUUGAUGUGCUUGACCAUCCAAUCCUUAGUUUCAUCUAUUACCUGAUCGUGGAAAUUGUUCCUUCAUCUCUUGUCCUGUACAUUCUGAGGAGAAUCCCUUCUAAGCUGCGGCUCGCCCAGUAUCAUCCCCUCAGCAGUGGCUAGUGACA